AUGUGGAAAGAUUAUUCAGCAAUACCCAUCUCCACCACCCCUUCCCAGCGUGUUUCUAGCGCUGCAGGAUUGUUAGUCACUAAGCAUACAGCUAAGCUUCCUUGUGAUACAAUUCGAUAUGUGCUUUGCUUACGCGCUUGGGGUGUGCUUCCUGAGGAGGAAGCUGAGGAAGAUAUCAAGUUUGUUGAUAUUGAUCCGAGCGAUGAUGAUAAUAACAGUGACGUCGAGAUUGAAAGAGUUGUUUUAAUCCCAGGCCCAACUCUCCAGGAGCGCCGCAUUGAAGAGGCUAGAAUUAAGGAACAAAGAGACAACAGGAGCUAUUCAUCAGAUUCAGGGAAAUAUGGUAAUGGAAGACUGGAAUGCAGCAAAUGA
Messenger RNA from Botrytis cinerea B05.10, 372 nucleotides. RefSeq lists its product as hypothetical. NCBI's taxonomy places the organism in Eukaryota, Fungi, Ascomycota, Leotiomycetes, Helotiales, Sclerotiniaceae. The coding region runs from base 1 to 372 and encodes 123 amino acids. The transcript has a single exon. The record is from RefSeq and is a predicted model, not a curated record.